UUAUGUAUCCUAGUUAAUAAUUCUUAAUUAGUUGUAUCUGUAGCAUAAGUCUUACAAGGUAGUAGCUUGUAGUUUUCAAGUUUUUUACGGAGUAUUUGGCUGAUCAGACUUCCUUAAAAUUAAAGAAGUUGAGAUUGCCAAUGGCUUCCUUUAAGUUUGCACUUUUUAAAUGCUCCAUCACCUCAAAAAAGAUCCAAUACCCUUAUGCAGAUAGUCCGUUUAUUUUCUUGUUAUGUAAAGUCCUACUAACACUUCAUUCUAUAGCUAUUUCAAAAACCCAUGUGAAUUAGUUGAGGGGAUUAGUAGGAGAUUUGGUGCUCCCCACAUUCUGAAAGUGGGGCUUAAGUAUUUUAUUACUGGUUACUGUGAUCACAUUUGUAUUUUUCAGCUUAUGUUGUCUCAGGAAAGAAAGAUUUGCAAAUGUAGAGCCCUUCAGAAGUUACCUUGAGUAUUUUAUUGUAGAGGAAAUAAUAUGCCCUAAUGGUGCCAACUGCUGGAAAAGAAGGCUCAAGAGGAAAAGUCCAGGUAUGUUGUGUUUUAAUCAGUGCCAAUAGAGGUCAAGCAACGUCUAUAAAGAAAAUUAUUAACAUUUGAGUAAAAUGUAGUGGCAAUCCCUAAGAGAGAUUUCAAGAGAAGAGAAAAUGAACAGGGAAAAUAGUGAUACAUUUAUUGGAUUCAGUAACUGUUAAAAGUUAAUAGGAAACUAGAGCAAAUAGUAUGUGGUAACCUGGCACUGACGUUAGCUCUGUUACUCUUCAAAAGGCAUAUUUGAGGUUUUGGCCUCCUGGGCAACUUGUGGUGGAGGUCUGUCAUUUUCCCUUUGCUGCUGGAAAAGAAGGCUCAAGAGGAAAAGUCCAGGUGAACUCUUGGUUGCAAGGUGUUUUGUUUACAGGACUUGAGGAAGGAAUUAGUGUGAAGUCAAAUGUCUCAUAUCUACAGAUGUUCAGUAAAUCACCGUUUUCAGCCCCACAUCUCACUUUUAUCCUCCAUUGUACCUGAUUUCUUAAAGGUUUUGCUGAAGAUAUUUCUGAGGAAUCAUCCCAGGUGCCACACUACAAGAAUGAUUCAGUUGACAGCUACCCCUGUGAGUGCACUCGUUGAUGAGCCGGUGCAUAUCCGAGCUACAGGCCUGACUCCCUUUCAGGUGGUGAGUUUUAAGGCAUCACUUGAAGAUGAAAAGAGAAACAUGUUUUAUUCUCAAGCCCACUAUAGGGCCAAUGAAUUUGGUGAGGUGGACCUGGAGCAUGCUUCUUCACUUGGAGGGGAUUAUGUGGGAGUCCACCCCAUGGGUCUCUUUUGGUCCCUAAAACCUGAAAAGCCAUUAAAAAGACUGUUGAAAAGAGAUGUGAUGAAUAGCCCCUUUCAGGUCCAAUUAGAACUUUAUGACAUAGAAUUGCUACCAAACAAUAAAGCUACCAGUGCUCCAAAGGCCAGCCUGACUUUGAAGAGGUGGUAUGUGGCACCUGGUGUCACACGAAUUCAGGUUCGAGAAGGCCGCCUUCGAGGAAAUCUCUUUCUCCCUUCAGGAGAGGGUCAAUUCCCAGGGGUAAUUGAUUUGUUUGGUGAUUUGGGUGGGCUGGUUGAAAUUCGGGCCAGUCUGCUAGCCAAUCGUGGCUUUGCCUCCUUGGCCUUGGCUUACCAUGACUAUGAAGACCUGCCCUCCAAUCCAGAAGUAACAGAUUUGGAAUAUUUUGAGGAGGCUGCCAACUUUCUCCUAAAACAUCCUAAGGUCUUCAGCUCAGGCAUAGGGGUAGUCUCUGUAUGUAAAGGAGCAGCGAUUGGACUGUCGAUGGCUAUUCAUCUAAAACAAGUCAGAGCCGCGGUACUUAUUAAUGGGACCAACUUUAGUUGUGGCGUUCCACAGGUAUAUCGUGGUCAGAUCUAUCCGCCCCUUCCCUAUUCUACACAAUUAAUAUCCACCAAUGCCUUGGGGUUAGUAGAGUUCUAUCAGAUUUUUAAGGAAACUCAAGUUGAGGCCAGUCAAUAUUUUUUUCCGAUUGAAGAGGUCCAGGGGCAUCUCCUCUUCAUUGUGGGAGAAGAUGAUAAGAAUCUCAACAGCAAAGCACAUGCUGAGCAAGCCAUAGGACAGCUAAGGAGACAUGGAAAGAACAACUGGACCCUGCUAUCUUACCCUGGGGCAGGCCACCUGUUAGAGCCUCCCUAUUCCCCUCUGUGCUGUGCCUCAAUCAUGCACGAUAUGAAAAUGUACUGGGGAGGAGAGGUGAUCCCACACGCAGCUGCACAGGAACAUUCUUGGAAGGAGAUUCAGAAAUUUCUCAGGAAGCACCUCAUUCCAGAUGUGACCAGUCAACUCUAAGAAGACUAGAUGUUCCUAGAAAAUAAAGAAGCAACUCUCUUUACCAGUUUUCAUGGAGGAAUGUCCUCCCCUCAACACACACAUUUUUUAUUAAUUUUAAUGAUUAAAAAGAGCACAGGGUAAAAACCUAUUAUUUCACUUAUACUGCAUAACAAGCUAACCAAAUUGGACAUGGUGGAUAAAUCGUAAAACGAAUAAUUUUACUUAUUAUUUACUUGACUUUUCUUACCAUCAGGUCUUCUAAAUGCGACUGAGGUAUAGUACACUGGCAAAAAUAAGAAAAGGCAAACACGAAUAGCACCAAAGUAACAUAACCAAAAUCAAGUACCAUGUCAGAAAACACUGGAUAGUAACAAUUUAUCAGAUUAGAGCAGAAGGAGAAAGUUACUGUUAAUUAUUUUAGUGAUAUUUUUCAACUUCACCACAGUAAAUUUUUUAUUACAGAUCCACUUCUAAAAGGUUUCCUGUGACAUUGCAGCAAGACUUUUUUUCAGAGGAAAAAUCCUAAAUUCUUCCUCAAAUAAAAAUACAUUAUAGUAAAUGGUAAAUGCAUAAAAUUACAGUAAGCCAGACACUUAAAAGGACAGCCAAGAAGUCUUCCAGCAGUUUAUUAGAAAGAAUGUAGACAUAAAAAAUAUCUCUACUGUCAUUAAUAUAAAUUGAGGUUUUCAGCCUUGGUACAAGCAGAAUUUAAAAAAAAGGACAUUAAAAAUCCAAAGUGUACUAACCUUUUUUCAGUCAUUUGCCAUACUUCCAGUGCAAAUACAAAUCUGGUCUAAAGCUGCAGACUCUCAAGCAACAAUGUACAGCUUCCUUCGUCCUUCAUGCUAAGAGAAUUAAAAGCUUAUGGGACAAACAAUACCACAGGCUUCAGAAACUAUGUUACGGCAUUUACUCAUUUUAGCUAUGAUACAUCUGGCACACUGACAAGUGGUCACUUACAUACAAUAGUGUGAAGUGAAAUUUUUGAAAUCUAAACGUUAGUGGAGUAGUCCUGAAGUGUAUACCACAAGAACAGCAGGUUACCAGUUUAAGGUGUCAGCCAAUUUGCUUUAUCUGCUUUUGAGUCCAUAUACUAUACCCUGAAUUUAGUUAUCUUUGCCAAAGCUGAGAGCUUCCUAUCACAUCGGUAUUUAAGUUAUGAAGAAAAGGAGACUUCGAUGAUAUAUUUCAUUUAUCACAACUGGUUCAUCAAUUACCUAGGACCUCAACAGCUUCAUGGAAGUCUGGGAAUGUUCGUGCGUAAGGUUACUGCCUUAGCUGACUUCAACUUGCCCACACGCUGGUACAUAUCAACCCUCAGUGAAGCCUUUAAAAACACAAACAAGUUGACAUAUGGGUUAAAGUAGGCAAACACAGCAACUGCCUUGAGAACUGUCAACUCAGGAAUUCUCUCAAUUAUGAAAUCUUGCAGAGAAGUUGCUUUUCUUUUUCAAAAUCCAGUUGACGAUAAUAUUCUUUACUCCAGAUCUGGCAUUUUUUCAUUACUAUCUUGUGAAUUAGCAUCUGCUCCAUUGACUUCUGGUAAAUCCUCACCACCCAUGUUGUUAAUGAUCUCAGAGAAAUGAUCAAAAUUAGACACGUCUUCAUCCAAGUCAUCUUCCCAGCUUUUCCAAUUAUUGAAGUCCACACUCAGCCAAUUAAGUUUUGCUCUUUCUUUUGUUAACUUUGGCUCAUGAUUGGCCAGAUUCUCCUUUUUGUAAACAAUAUAAAGUUGUUAUUUGAUGCCGGGAAUCAUUUGGAUCAACACAGUGACAAGGGUCAAUUUUCCUUAAAUCUUUAAAAUUGUCACUUCCGCCAAAAAAGAUGAAUGUAAGUUUGGAUUUUUCAAAAUUUACAUCAACAUCUUUACUGUCUUCAACACAAAAUUUAAUGAGGACAUCUUCCCGUUGAUGGCACCACUUUGCAGAAGCAGGCUGCAUUGUGAACUGGGUAGGGGGACGGGUGCACAGGUGGGCAGGCCUCUAUGGCGGCUGCUGCUAGGGAGUUGCCUCUUUUCUGGUGGUAACUCAGUGUUUUCCUCCCUGGUUGAGCCUCUUCUUUUGCAGCUGCAGCCUGACCUGGGUUCUCAGAAUAUGCCUAGCGGAGAGAGUGGCUCUUCCUGCUGGGGACAAGAGGAAAGUGUUGGAAAAGGGGCAGGAGGACGGAGAAGGUCAAAUCUUGAAUCAUUAAUAAAGAUGACUUUGCUCUCCUUUUCAAUACUGUAUUGAAUAUUGAAAAUAUUGAAGUGAAUCUUCCCUUUCACACUGCUCUACUAUCACCUUAUACAGUAUCCUGUAACUUAUUAUAAUCAUUAUUUAUUGUCUGUGGUCCAUUACUAGAAUGUAAGCUCCAUGAGGGCGGAAAUUGUUGUUCUGUCUAGUGCACACUAUAUAUUUGUUGAAUGAAUGAACAGAAAAUAACACUGGCUACCAUUUACUAUAUAAAUGAAAGGUGCUUUGCAUGUUCUCUCUCAGCCUUCGCUGCAGACUAAUGAAGUAGUUUAAUAUUAAAGUUCUUCCAGCAACUUGAA
This is a messenger RNA of Callithrix jacchus (white-tufted-ear marmoset), 4829 nucleotides long. Lineage: Eukaryota; Metazoa; Chordata; Mammalia; Primates; Cebidae. The record is from RefSeq and is a predicted model, not a curated record.